GUGCCGAAACGACAAGCGCUGGUCCAUCUAAUUGUGUUGGCAGACAUUACUCGUUUGAAGAUAUUUUAUAAGAGGUGGUUGGGCAGCUGCCAUUGUAAAUUUCAACGUUGAAAAACAAUACAUAUUUGUAAGAAGAUGUCUGGAAAUUCUACAUGGUCGGAUUGGAAUAUUACUAAUGUGACUACGAACAGCUCGAGUCCUCUCGUAGACGAAUGUGGGACAGUGCACGAUAUUGGCCUGCAUAAGCCAACCAGGCUUGCGAUUCUAUACCUUACAAUUAUAAUUGGACUGAUUGGGUUUUUUCUUGUUUUGCUGUACAUGUGUUGCAAUCGUCGAAUAUCACCACGAUUUAAUCACUUAUCGAGGGUCAAUGCGUUCAUCCUGAACUUGACAUUUGCCGACCUUCUGGUGAUACUUAUUGCGGUGCUGCCACAACUUGCAUGGGAGCAUGUGGACAGAGAUUGGUCUGCCGGCCCGGUUAUGUGCCGCAUUGUCAAGUUCCUGCAAAGUUUUUCUAUGAUAUCCAGCAAUUAUAUCCUCGUCGUCAUCGCUAUUGACAGGCAUCAAGCUAUUCGGGCACCGUUGAAAGAAUCGUGGCCGAUUUGGAAAAUGGCUGGGCUAGGCUGGAUUGCCGCCGCGGUGUGCUCCCUUCCAAUGUUUGGAAUAUUCCAGUUAAACUAUGUUGAUGGACAGACACGUUGUGAGAACAUCUUCAGGGGCAAGCCGAACUCACACCGACAGGCAUGGAUCGCUUACAUAUGCUUCUCUGUGUUUUUCAUACCACUCCUGAUUUUAAUUAUUUGCUACAUUCGAAUCUUUAUGAAAGUCGCACAAAAAGCUAACGAAAACAAAAAUCGAAAAACGUUAACCUUUAAAAGACAAACGGGCAAAGUUUACCUUCAAAGCACAAAGUCAACGUCGCUCCCGCGAGCGAAAACCAAAACACUUAAACUAACUUGUGCAAUUAUUGCAACAUUUAUUAUUGCGUCCAUGCCUUACUUUGUUGUUGAAAUGAUAAUGUCGUUUGGAAACCACUGUAUUAUGUCAAAAUCACUCUACGCACUGCUGGGUGGCAUGGCCGCAUGUAACUCAGCUGUCAAUCCCUUCAUCUAUCUGGCGUUCAAUGUCACAUUUGCUUGGAUACGUGACGUCCGUCAGCGAUACCAUGGAGCAAGAAGGAAUAAUCUACGGUUUGUGUUCUCGGCUAAUUCCAGUGUGGAUUCUCAGCCAUCUCUUAAACAUUUCGCUUUGGGAAGUACCACCAAUACGUUUGUUAAUUAGGACACGGAAACUAUUAUGAGGCUUUCUUUCACAUAUUUUCCAUUGAACUUAUCAUUUGUAAUAGCAUGUGUAUCUGGCAAAAACGUUGCUUUAAUGGAAUUCAUAAAUAUCGAUUUUAGUAUGGGCAUUCAAAUCAUGCGUUAUUGUUUAUAAACCACAAUGUUUACAUAAGUUUUGUAAAAUACACACCCUCUCAAAAAGGCGUACAUGUAUAUAUUAUUUCAUCAAUGACAUAGAUAAAAAAAACUUAUUUUGUUGAAAAACUUGUAUAAUAGUAAGAUACACUCGUAGAUUUUGUCCGAUUAAAUUAUAUGUUAUUGUAUAGAUAAUUACGUUCAUAUAUCAUGGAUGUUACAGUUAUGUUGAAGAACCCAGAAAUGCUGGAGAACGGCGAACAACAUAUGAAAUAUGAUACAAUAGUUUCAUAUAAAAUAUAACAUUCAUAAAUAAAUAAAAAGUUGGUGGCAGAAUUAUCAAUGUUAAAGAAAACACAAAAUAGUAUUACUUGGAAAAUAAAUUUAAACAUGA
Molecule: messenger RNA, 1809 nt
Organism: Dreissena polymorpha
Lineage: Eukaryota; Metazoa; Mollusca; Bivalvia; Myida; Dreissenidae
Product: cephalotocin receptor 2-like
Exons: 3
Coding region: 136-1281 (381 amino acids)
Biological process (GO): G protein-coupled receptor signaling pathway
Cellular component (GO): membrane
Molecular function (GO): G protein-coupled receptor activity; peptide binding
Source: RefSeq, a predicted model, not a curated record